CUGUUCAGAACAUUUGCACAGACACUUGGUUGAUUGUUUAUAGUGAAAUAAAAGUGUUUUGGACUGAAACGAAGAGAAAACCUUUGUCAACAGUGUGCGGUCCGUAGAAGAGAGACAGCGGCGACUGAGCUUGUUCAGCGUUGUGCAGCCUCUCUUGUUCUCCGGCUGAUGUCUUAGAUCAUGAGUAUCCUGGGACCUCCGAUAAGGCAGGCCAAUGGGGUGGCCAGAUCUGACAGCAAGAUUAGCGCCAAGGCUCUAUAUGAGCAACGGAAGAAAUACUCCAACUCCAAUGUCAUCAUGCACGAGACGUCUCAGUACCACGUGGAGCACCUGUCCACCUUCAUGAUGGACAAGACAGAGUCCAUUGCUACAGUGGACGAUGCCAUUAAGAAACUGGUGCUGCUGGACUCCAAAGAGAAGAUCUGGACCCAGGAGAUGCUGCUUCAGGUCAGCGACAAGGCUGUACGGCUACUGGAUGUUGAUACACAGGAAGAGUUGGAGAACUUCCCCCUGCCUACGAUCCACCACUGCCAGACAGUGUUGAAUCAGACCAGGUAUCCAUCCGUCCUUCUGCUGGUGUGUCAAGACACUGAACAGCACAGACCCGACAUACACUUCUUCCACUGCGACGAGGUGGAGGCAGAGAUGGUCCAUGCAGACAUCGACAGCGCUCUUGGGGACAGCAAACAUGGGAAGAAGAUACGACCACAGACCUUGAAGGUGAACCAGGAGAAGAUGAAGCACCACAGAGAGUCCAUCAUCCCCCCCUCCUCGGCCCCCAAGGGCUCGGCCCCUUCAGUCAAGGGCCGUGUGGCUGCCAUGAACAUGCAGGAUGUGGAGAGGCGAGGUUCGGCCCAGCAGGACCCAGAGUCCCAUGAGAAGCUGGCCCAGCGCAUUGAGAAGGACGUGCAAAUCCUGAACUGUUCCCUGGAUGACAUAGAGUUCUUUGUGGCUCGGCUGCAGAAGGCUGCGGAGGCGUUCUCUCAGCUCAACCAGCGCAACAAGAGUAAGAAGAUGAAGAAGAAAGGCCCAGCAGAGGGAAUGCUGACCCUGAGAGCUAGGCCCCCCUCUGAGGCAGAGUUCAUUGAUAGCCUACAGAAACUUAAGCUGGCUUUCAACCUACUGGCCAAACUGAAGAAACACAUCCAGAACCCCAGCGCUUCUGAACUGGUGCACUUCCUCUUCGGGCCCCUGGACCUGGUGCUCCAGUCCUGUGGUAGUGUAGAGCUGCCCCGCUCUGUGGUCUCCCCUCACUUAUCCAGAGAUGCAGUAGACUUCCUGAGAGGUCAUCUGUCGCCUAAAGAAAUGACCAUCUUUGAACUGCUGGGAGAUGGGUGGACAAGACCUAGAGCGGACUGGCCACGGGACCAGUGUGCCUCUACCUACUUCCCUAAGUUCAGGAACGGGUGGGAGCCCCCAGCUGAGCUGUUCAGGACCUCCCCAUGGGAGACAGAGGGAUCAGGGGAACCUCCCAUGUCCUUCAUGUCCCACCCCAUGUCCCCACACAAGUCAGAAGAGUUUUUCGGAACCCAGUCUUCAAGCUCAUCAAAUGGGUCCUACAAUGGUCUGGCGUCCUCGUCCCGUAAAUAUGCUAAGAUCUGCUACCACUUUGUGGCCCGCAACGCCAACGAACUGUCAGUACUGCAGGAGGAGGUGGUAGAGGUGAUAGAGGACGAUAAACAGUGGUGGAAAGUGAGGAACAGGAGUGGCCAAUCAGGAUACGUCCCCUCCAACGUCCUGGAAGUGGUCACACUGGAGGAACCUCAUGGCAUGGCUGAACCCCUCUACAGCCAGGCUGGCCAGCCCUACAGCCCAACCUCUCCCUCCAGCUCUCUCGGUAGAGGGGAGAGCUUUGACAAGAGCCGCUCCAAAGACUCUCGGACACACCAGAUGGAUGAGGUGAAUGAUGAGUUGUUGAAGAGGAUCACCAGUAAUAAGUCCCAGCCUCCAGCCCGUAACUUCAGAGUGGAGCGCCCUGCAAGCAGCAGUUCCACGCUCCUCACUUUCAAUUCCACCCCCCCGCAGGUUACCGCCUGGCUCAACGCCAAGGGAUUCUCUAAACCGACGGUGGAUUGUCUGGGGGGAUUCUGGGAUGGGCGUUCCCUACAGCUCUUAGGGCAUUCUCUGAACAAGGAGGAACUGGGAAGGGCAUUGUGUGUGGAGACGGUGGAGUGUCUGGGAGGGCAUUUGUUUGUUGUGACAUGUGAAACUAAAGCCUGUGUUACUGUUUUCCAGAAGAGCAGUGGGGAUUCAGAGCUCCAAGAGAUCAUGAGACGACGACAAGAGAAGAUCGAUGCCGGCAAGGACUGA
Molecule: messenger RNA, 2310 nt
Organism: Oncorhynchus masou masou (cherry salmon)
Lineage: Eukaryota; Metazoa; Chordata; Actinopteri; Salmoniformes; Salmonidae
Gene: eps8l2
Product: EPS8 signaling adaptor L2
Exons: 21
Coding region: 181-2310 (709 amino acids)
Biological process (GO): positive regulation of ruffle assembly; Rho protein signal transduction; regulation of Rho protein signal transduction
Cellular component (GO): plasma membrane; vesicle; ruffle membrane
Molecular function (GO): actin binding
Source: RefSeq, a predicted model, not a curated record